Messenger RNA from Aspergillus uvarum CBS 121591, 426 nucleotides. RefSeq lists its product as uncharacterized. The transcript has 2 exons. The coding region runs from base 59 to 247 and encodes 62 amino acids. Lineage: Eukaryota; Fungi; Ascomycota; Eurotiomycetes; Eurotiales; Aspergillaceae. The record is from RefSeq and is a predicted model, not a curated record.
UCCCAUGCUCAUAAGACCGACGGCGGAUUGGGGGUGUACGCGCAUUUUGGUCGUGUGAAUGACGCUGACAGCGUCGAUCUGUGCUUGCCAUCGGGUCGAACUGGCAGCUCAGCUGUCAGCGGUCGGAACGAGAGAAGGUUCGAUGGCUCUUGGUGAGACUUCGCUGUACUUACGUAUAAUCCCCGUUACGGCUGCUUUCGCUGUUGUCCACAAUGAUCAUGGUGGCUUCCAUCUUGGCGAAGGUUAGGCGUUGCUAGGAACGACGGAAAUGAUCGGUAUAUGUGUCAGUAGGUGAAGUGUUCAGGCGCUGUAAAUGCCGGAAAUAGAAAUAUUUCUGAGUAGAUGGGGAGGAAGUGAUUGGAGAAGGUGGAUGAAGAUGUCGAUGAUGGAGGAGAGUGAGAGCUUCGGUGAUGGAUGAGGUACGGG